AUGCUGGGCUCUCUGCGAGGUGGGACACUAGAGCAGCAGCAGCAGAAGCAGCAGCAGCAGCAGAAGCAGCAGCAGGAGCAGCUGCAGCAGAAGCUGGAAGUCGCCGGGGCCACGGCGAGGAGGGACGCAAGAGCAGUAGCAGCAGCAGCAGCUGCUGCUGCUGCUGCUGCAGCUGGAUAUUGCCGGAGCCACGGCGAAGCGGGAUGCAAGAGCAGCGGCAGCAGCAGCAACAGCAGCAGCAGCAGCAACAGCAGCAGCAGCGGCUGCGGCUGCUGGAGUUUGGUUUGCGCGCAGAGGCUUGACUGA
This is a messenger RNA of Eimeria tenella, 306 nucleotides long. RefSeq lists its product as uncharacterized. NCBI's taxonomy places the organism in Eukaryota, Apicomplexa, Conoidasida, Eucoccidiorida, Eimeriidae. Bases 1 to 306 code for a protein of 101 amino acids. The transcript has a single exon. The record is from RefSeq and is a predicted model, not a curated record.